Molecule: messenger RNA, 465 nt
Organism: Apiotrichum porosum
Lineage: Eukaryota; Fungi; Basidiomycota; Tremellomycetes; Trichosporonales; Trichosporonaceae
Exons: 1
Coding region: 1-465 (154 amino acids)
Source: RefSeq, a predicted model, not a curated record
AUGACAUCCACUUUUCCUCCAUCCAGCUUCUUCUCGGCCACACCAAGCCCCCACUACGGACCCCGUGUGACCAUCGACGGUGGCUUCUUUCCUUACAUCCUGGACAAAGUGAUAGCUUAUUCCGACGUGCGUACCCUCUUCCAGUGGCGGGCCACGUCCAGGACCCUCCAGAAGCGACUUGACCCGAUCCUUUUCCGCACCAUCACUGUUGAGGUGCAGUCUUCUCAAGGCUUCGAUGACAGGCAACGGUUCAUUUCAGUCCGCGUUCGGGAUGCCCCGAUUUUCCUUGAUCCAAUCGUUCACCGGCACUUGAUUGCCAAGUAUGCUCGAGUGGUGGACGUGGUCGAUGGCGAGGGCAUGAAAGUGGACCUGCACCCAAACCUGCAGGCUGAACUGGCCUACGACCUGAGCUGUAGAAUCUCCUUGUUCCUCAAGUACGUCAAACGUCAUCGACGUCAGCGGUGA